This is a messenger RNA of Sturnus vulgaris (Common starling), 1336 nucleotides long. RefSeq names its product D-beta-hydroxybutyrate dehydrogenase, mitochondrial-like. NCBI's taxonomy places the organism in Eukaryota, Metazoa, Chordata, Aves, Passeriformes, Sturnidae. Gene Ontology annotation, cellular component: intracellular membrane-bounded organelle. The record is from RefSeq and is a predicted model, not a curated record.
CAUGCCUGCACUUUAAAGUAGAAAAGACAAAAAUGUUAUACAGCUGUUCAGUUUCUUGCAAGGGUCUGAAUCAGUGGUGUUGCUUUGUUAUCUAACAGUGGUUGCUUUGCAGUUAAAGAUGCUUGCUGAGUCAUUUCUCUUCCAUAGGUUUCUGGGGCCUUGUCAAUAAUGCAGGAAUAUCAACAUUUGGCGAGACAGGGUGGCUGCCUAUGGAGACAUAUGAAAAAUUUGCAGAUGUGAAUAUCCUUGGGAGCAUCAGGACAACUCUGGCAUUUCUCCCCCUUCUAAGGAAAUACAAGGGACGUAUUGUUUUCAUGUCCAGCAUCAUUGCCUAUUUUACUCUGGGAAAUGGCAUUUAUUCUAUGACCAAGGCAGCUAUUGAAAAAUUUUGUGAUGCUUUAAGACUGGAAAUGAAGAAGUUUGGUGUCCAGGUCUGUAUUAUCCAGCCAGGAAAUUAUGCACGCUCUACAAAAAUUCAGCCACCACUCAGUGCCGAAGAGAUCUGGAGUGAACUGAGUGAAGAGGAAAAGGCUGUUUACAACAAGGAGUACGUUCAAGAGCGAGCAAACUUUUUCAACAGCAUCCUCAGUGAGGGCAGUACUAAUGGCAGUGAGGUUGUAGAUGCUAUGGUGGAUGCUCUGACAUCUCCUGCACCCAAGGCACGUUACAUGGUGGCAAAGCUGAAGGAGAAGGCCCUGGUGUUUGUGUGUGCUUUGUUCCCGACUGUUGUGAUGGAUUCUGUUCUGUCUUAUGCUCUGAGCAAAGUAAAACUUGCAUAGCCUACAGUGGUGCUAUUCACUGACUCAGGUGAGGCAGUUUAUAAAAUGUGAAAGAGCUGACUUUAAUGCCCCCAUGUGUAACCAAUACAAACUUUGGAGAGCAUUCCUAGUCAGAGCUGUCACUGAUUGCUAGGGAGAACAUACAGCACCUUGUGUAAAAUGAAAUAAUUUAAGUAACUUUAUCUCUCCCGUGUGGAAAAACCCCAUUUACUUAAGCUGCUUUAGUUAUUGCCUGGAAAAUUUAAUACAUCUUUUUCUAAAGUGAUAGCAGGUUAUUGUGUUACAGACAUCAUGCAGACAAAAUGGAGCAUGUGCUGCAGGGCAGCUGUAUGACCUGAAAUCAUUGCAGCAGAGAUGAAAAGCCCUUAGCUGCAGAAACCUGAGUAGCCAGUUAUGUAGGGGUGAUAGGAAGAGGUUAAUGGAAAAGUCACAGAAAUGAGCAUUGGACCUUGAAAUACUUUGAAUGGAGUUAAAUGGCUGUAGCAAGUUAGGAAGUCUUGAAGCUCUGAGCAACCUGGUUUAGGGAAAGGUGUCCCUGCCCACAACAGGGGGGCUGG